AUGGCAUUACAUAUUGCAAUCUGUGCUCCUUCCUACUUCAAUAAUGAAAAUGAUGAGGUCUUGCGAAAGUGGAAUCAACUUCAAGCUUUUUGGGGGUUUGGUAAAGGUUAUUAUUCGUCCAAUAUGUCACCUGUAGAGUUCACAUCUGAAAAUCCAUAUUGUCGUUUCAAAGUAGUUUGCUAUACAAAAAUUCCCAAUUAUCGUAAUGAAGAUGGUAUUGUGCAAAUUAUAAUUGGAAGGGGCCUUUCAGAAGUGGAGGCCUACAAACAGGAAGUUAUUUCAGCAUUGAGUCUAUUAUUCGGAGGUAAUGAAGUUGUUGUUAAUGAAAUUUUUGCUGCUGAAGUACCAAACAAAACGAACUUCAGAUUUUACAUUCAGCAAGUUUUUCCUAAUGGAGAGAUUCAACGUGCAUCUACCACUGACACCUUUAGUCAUAUGUUAAGAGCAUCAUACAAUCCAAUUUUUAAGAUUAUUCCAAUGUUGACUUUAACUGAACAACAAAUGAAGAAAUAUCUUGAUACACCGCAAAGAGGUAAAUGA
Molecule: messenger RNA, 540 nt
Organism: Procambarus clarkii (red swamp crayfish)
Lineage: Eukaryota; Metazoa; Arthropoda; Malacostraca; Decapoda; Cambaridae
Source: RefSeq, a predicted model, not a curated record